AGGAACUCACAGUGUGUCUAGACAGAUAGAUGUUUCCUGUUACAAAGAAUAUAGCAAAAACACAGUCUUCUCCUUCCAAAGCAACCCAGCGUUCAAUGCAGUCUCUACAGAAAACUGCUGUAGUAUUACCAACACAGCAGAUCAAGAAAUCAGGUCAGACUAAACCACCUGCACAUACUUCAGUCCCCAAGAAGGGGAGUUCUGUUAAAAAUAUCACACCAAGGAAAAAAGGCCCAAACUCAGGAAGAAAGGAAAAAUGUAUUCCUGUUGUAUGUUCCACAUCUUCAACUUCUGUCAGUAUGCUGGCCAGAGGACGUGGUGGUGUUUUAUAUGAAAAGGAUGCUAUUCCUGGGUCAUCUAAAAUAGUGAUGUCUACAGUCUGUGUCUAUGUAAACAAAUAUGGGAGCUCUGGCCCUCACCUGGAUCAGAAGAAAAUCCAGCAGCUGCCCAACCGCUUUGGCCCAGGCCCUGUCAAUGUGGUGCUCCGGCGGACGGUGCAGGCCUGUGUGGAUUGUGCCAUUCAAAGUAAGACUGUUUUUGGAUUCCUUAAGCCAGAUGAUCGUGGAGGAGAAGUGAUAACCGCCUCCUUUGAUGGGGAAACUCAUUCCGUCCGUCUCCCUCCAGUGAACAGUGCAACAUUUACUCUUCGCUUUCUUGAGAACUUGUGCCACAGCCUGCAGUGUGAUAACCUUUUGAGUAGCCAGCCUUUUAGCUCUUACAGAGGUAAUAGACAUAGCCCUGCAGAGCAUGAUCAAAAUAAAUCAGUAAAAGAAGAUACAACAGAAAAGAAAAGCACCAAACGACCUUCUCAGGAACCUCUGCCUUAUGUUGCUUCUCUCUCUCCUAAGUCCCCCAAAACAAAAGUGCAUGCCUCUGAAGAAGAAGUAUUAUCUUCUGAGGGAGAUGGCAUGCCCAAAGGGGAAAUGCUUUCUGAAGAGUCCAAAAACUCACCACUAAAUCCAGCAAGUCCUUUGAAUCCUGCCAGCACAAGUCCUAUAAGCACUCAUACUCCAGUCUCCAGGAGUGUUUCUCAAAGUGUGCCAUGCACCUCGAGUUCAACACUGGUGGGGACCAAAUCACCUCCCAAGAGUAGUCACCAUGAAGUUACAUUCCAGAUGCAGAGGAAAAGUGAAGCUCCGAGUUAUAUAGCUGUACCUGACCCCAGUGUCCUGAAACAAGGCUUCUCUAAGGACCCUUCAACCUGGUCUGUGGAUGAAGUGAUGCAGUUUAUGAAACAUAAAGAUCCUCAGAUAUCAGGCCCCGUCGCCGACCUCUUCAUGAAACAUGAGAUCGAUGGGAAGGCUCUGCUACUACUCAAAAGUGAUGUGAUGAUGAAGUAUAUGGGGCUGAAGUUGGGGCCAGCCUUAAAGUUAUGUUACUAUAUUGAAAAACUUAAAGAAGGAAAAUACAAUUGAAAAAAAAUGUGUAAGUUUAGAUUAGACAUAAUUUUCAAUUGUCUUGAUAACUUUUUAAUUUAAAAGUAUUUUUAUUCUCGUAGCAGUUUUUGUUUUGUAGACAGUUCCUCUAAAACUACGUUAUAUCCAGAAUUGCAGAACUACAUUACAAGUCCAGUCUACUUCUUUAAAACACAUUAACAUGUUAGUAUUAGCAUAUUCAACUUGGCAGUCCUUUAUGUCUUUUUAUUAUUUUACACUUGACAGUUUAUUAUUUAAUUGUACAGCUUACACAUAUACUUAAUGCAGGAAACAGAGAAACACCGUUGAUUUUGAUUAAUGUUUAUA
Molecule: messenger RNA, 1742 nt
Organism: Mesoplodon densirostris (Blainville's beaked whale)
Lineage: Eukaryota; Metazoa; Chordata; Mammalia; Artiodactyla; Ziphiidae
Product: sex comb on midleg-like protein 2
Exons: 9
Coding region: 30-1415 (461 amino acids)
Molecular function (GO): protein binding
Source: RefSeq, a predicted model, not a curated record